Rotaria sp. Silwood1 is the source of this 518-nucleotide messenger RNA. The record is from the annotation of a GenBank genome assembly. Lineage: Eukaryota; Metazoa; Rotifera; Eurotatoria; Philodinida; Philodinidae.
AUGACUACAAAACGACGAUUAAAACGUUAUAUACCAAAUUUAAGUGAACUUGAAUAUGAUUUACAAUGUGAAUGGGGCACAGAAUGUUGUGUUCGUUUAAAUGACCUUAAAGAAUUUUACCAACAUUUGGAUGAACAUCUAUCAAAUUAUAUUAAUCAAUAUCAACAAGUGCCAAAUUUAACUUGUCAAUGGCGUAAUUGUGGUCAUGUAGAAGAAUUUGAUAUAUCAUCAUUUAUUCGACAUGUACAAUUUCAUGGUUUUCAUACUAAAUUGAAAUAUCUUGGAAUGAAAACAUGUGAAUAUCAUCAUCCUAAUAUUCCACCAUGUCAAAAAUCAAGUGAAAAUCGAAAUAUUAUUCCUGAUCUACCUGAAGAAUUUCGUUGUUCAUGGGGAGAUUGUCAAUUUACUAAUAGUCAUGCACAACUUUUCUAUGAACAUGUUAAUCAACACGCUGGCUCUGAUAUUUGUCGUUGGAUAGGUAAGAUUUAAGAUUUCUUUCAAUUUUUCCUAUGUGCGUC